AAUGAAGUCUUUUAGUAGUUAAAUUACUAAAAUUAGUACUACAGUUAACUACAGUUAUUUCAGUUAACAACAGUAAAGAACAGUUCUAAUUCCACUUCCAGAUCAAGAGAAUCUCUUUCUUAGAGAUCUAUUCUAGCUAGACUUUUGAUAGACUAAACUAAUAUUUAUAUAGAUCUAGAUCUAGAGUCUAAAACUAAAAGUCUAAUAAAAAUUAAAAAGUAUCCUGUGGUGUGCCUGGUGUUUAAAAAAAAUGGCAAGUAAUAGCUAUCUGCAUGAAAUUGAUUCUGACCUGCACAUACUGGAGCAGAAACUGACAGAGUAUAUUAAUGUUUGUAUGGACAAUACUGUGGAUGUUGCCCAAAAUAUUGCAGAUUAUUGCAACAAAAAUGCUAAACUUUCUAAAGACACAACAGAUAUUAUGAGAGGCUGGAUAACCAUGGAGAGUGAUAUUAAACAUCAUGUAAAAGCCCUUAAACACAUAAAAUCAUUGGGAAGUAAAUCAAGCAUUGGUCUAAAUCUGAGUGAAGAGUUCCAGAAGAAGUUGUCGGAGCUUGAGAAGAAUGACCAGUCUAAUUACAAAACACAUGCUAAAUUUAAGGAACUGGAAGAGGCUAUGAAUGACGAUGGAACUUUGGAAGAGCAACUCUCUGCACUAAAAACAUCGCUAGUGCCCUCGCAGAAUGAUGAUGACAUAGCCAUGAUGCAAGUUGAAGUCAACAUUAAGUGUCCGUACACUGGUCAGACAAUGGUCAACCCUGUGAGGAAUACCAUAUGCAAGCAUGUCUACGACAGGGAGGGAAUCAUGGACUACAUCAAGCAGAGAAAAGCUAAAGCCAAAUGUCCAGCUGUGGGGUGUGGGAAUAGUAUACCCAUACAGCCAGAAAAUCUGGAAGAGCACACCAACAUGAAAAAAUAUAUUUCACUCUUGAAAAAAUUAAACAGAUGAUUGUCGUAGAUGAAAUAAAUUAUGUAUAUAUGUUACUACUGAGACACCUGUACAGACUGGAUUAUUUAGCAGGUUUUAAUCUUUGGAAGGCUUGAUCUGUGAAAAGUGUAAACAGAACAUUUUAAAUCUGACUAAAUUAAUAUUGGAAUAACCUCAGCUGGUACUCCCACAAAGACAAACUGCAAGUGCUUUGCUCCAGGAUUUACUGUGGUAGAACAAAAUGGAUUGUUUGUGGAUACAGGUUUUAUGAGAGGACCAAAUCUGAUGCAUUUUACUUUAAACAAUGUGAAAUUUUUGUUUUUCAAAUUUGUAUAUAAACAUUUUUAUAAAAUGUCUCUUGUUAAUAAAUAUUUUGAUCAAAUGAUGAAUGUUAACAAG
Physella acuta is the source of this 1324-nucleotide messenger RNA. RefSeq names its product E3 SUMO-protein ligase NSE2. Gene Ontology annotation, biological process: protein sumoylation; double-strand break repair via homologous recombination. Gene Ontology annotation, cellular component: Smc5-Smc6 complex; nucleus. Gene Ontology annotation, molecular function: SUMO ligase activity; zinc ion binding. The record is from RefSeq and is a predicted model, not a curated record. Lineage: Eukaryota; Metazoa; Mollusca; Gastropoda; Physidae.